ACCCGGGGUUCGAAGCCCCGUUCCUAUUAGUUGCCAGCUAGAACCGUAUGUGAUCGCUCGUCACACGUAACUACCAGGUUAUGGUAGCCUGUGCUGGGGACUACCACCUGGCUCUACACCUUUACCUUGCUUGAGGGAGCACCAUAACUAGGGAUAGGGUUCCAUGCUAGGGACACAUAUACAAGAGUGGGUCUCACCUUUGCUGUAUAUAGGUCCUGGGAAGUUCCUUUGUUCAAGUUUCUGAAGGAUACAUGGAUAUUGGCAAGUUAAUGUCCUGCGGAGCCGAGAGCGCGUAGUCUUCCUGGAAGCCAGAGAUGAAGUGAAUGUGACAAUGGUACGGUUGGGCAUGCCAACCAUUCCUUCUGGGCAGAGGAGUGAUGAGAGGAGAGUGUACUCUCAGCCUCAGAGUAAUCAGCAUUACUCUCAUCCUUUAGAACAAGUCCUUAUAAGUGAACCAUCAAGAGAUUCAUCUCAUUACUAUGAUGCAGAAGACUAUUCUGGACAGACAUCAUCGGGGAAUCAUUUUCCCUCGGGUCAAAUUCAUGAUGAAACACCAUCUUCUCAUUCCCUUUUGACAGUUCUCACUAGUGGUCAUCAAACAAGCCAGCUGAACCCUCCAGGAUGGUUGGAAAGGCCAUCAAGGUCUUCAAGUGAUGGUCAUCAUAGAUCACAGAAGUAUCAAUGUCAAGAGAAAGUUGAAUUCUCAUCAGAAGAUCCGUCUGAUACUAAAUAUCCUAGAGAAGUUAAGUGGUGCCCUGUAUGUCGUGAUCCCAUACUAACCAGUGUGGUUCAUGUGUGUUCAGAUGUUUUAGAACCUGAACACAAUGUCAUUGUUCAAAGAAGUAUUUCAACUGUCUCCUCAUAUCAGGGUGUGAUUAAUACAAGAGAUUCAUAUGCCCCUUCUCAUAUAUCCUCUAUUUCAUCUCCACCAGGUGAAGACAGCAACUUUCACAAUGUAUCUGAAUUAAAUGACAAUACUCCUGUUCUAAGUAGAGUGCCCAGUCUCUUGCCAAUAACUAAAAAUGCUCCUCCUCAUUCAGCGACACCGCUAGAAGGAACUAGACAGGGUGUUGUUAUAGCAAACCCUUCAUUGCUCAAGCACAGUGCACCACCACCACCAGCAACACAUCCCAGUUCAGACGGCCAUCUUUAUCCUGAACACCAGGCAUCUUUGGUCCAGAGAGUGUCACCUUCAGGGAAGCCUUGCCACAGUGCUCCACCAUGGUCAGUGAAGGAUAAGAAGCCUUCCGGUCAGGAAAACUGUGAAUGGGAGACCCCCACCAGCCUCAUCUCCCGAUUGACUGCAGGGAUGACUGCUCACUCCAGUCAGCAACAACAGCCAGAAGAUAAAGCCUUAUCAAACCACAGUUGUACUUCUCCUUCGAUGAGUGAGAGUAGCGAUGUCUCAAGUUCCUUUUUCCAGAAGGACUCUGCACAAACAGAAGAUCUCUUCCAUAUGGCACACCAAGAACUAGUAGAUGAAACCUCAAAACGAGAUCCCCAUUCUAAAAAGAAGCAUGCUCCGCAUGUGAAAAUUAAACGAGAGAAAUGCAUCCCACCUAAUACUGGUAAUAAAAGAAGUCGAAGGUAUACAAGUAGUGAAUCGGUUUCUUCAGAGCCAGUACAUAGCGAGUCCAGUUUGUGUGGUUCGCAAGAUUCGGAUGCAGAAGAUAACAGCAGUUGUAGCAGUAGGUAUCUUGACAGAAAUGGCCAGCUACCUGAUUUGGACACACUGCUCAAAACCAUUAAACAACCAAUUCUCACUCCACAUGUACCUGAUGAAUCAAAUAUACAUGAUUUUUUAGAGCCUCAUGAAAUUGGUCACAUAAACCAUAUGAUCAAGAGUCUUUCUGAUGCAGUUUUAACAAUUAGCUUGCCAGAUACUCUGUAUAAGAAUAAAGGUUUUACCCCACUGGAUUACAUGGAUAUCCACUUAAAUGCUGUUAUAAGACAGUUCUUUUUUGUGUUCAAAAAUGAAGAUUUUCUGAACCUUGUGUUGUCAGAUCAAAUUGCACUGUUAAAUGGCUGCUCACUGAGAGCUGUGUGUUGUGCUGGGUUGUACCUCUUCAAUAAAGACUCUGGGUGUUGGUAUAUUCCUGGAUCAACAAGCAGGGUCAAUCACCCAGUUGUACAUGUUUCAGACUUGCUUCAAGUAUACCCUCAGUAUUUGGUCAACAGGCUUUAUGAAUUAAAUACAGCUGCUGCUGAACUGGGGUUUGAUUGGCCAAUUGGAGUCAUUACAAAUUGCAUCCUAAUGUACACACCAAUUAAAAAGCUUAUCCAAGAAAUAGAUAAGAUAGACAUCCUGAGAAACAAGUAUGUAAACCUCUUAUUAAAAUACAUUUCCUGGAAACAUGGACACCACAAUGCAUCUUUAAUAUUUCCUGAAAUGCUAAAAGUCUUGGAUGCAUUACUACUUCUCGUUGAAGACUUAUCAACAAUUACCCUCAAUCUGAGUGAGGAUGAAGUGGUGGCUGUUGAAGAAAGGUUGUCCACCCUUACUUUAAUACAAAUGGCUCCUCUAAAAUGCCAUUCAGAUAAAUUUAAGGAAACAAUAGCUACAUGGUCAGCUUUGGACUAUGUAAAGCUAGAGGAUAUUCAGAACAGGCUGUGCAUGGCAUUGCAGUUCAGCAUGCUGGACUCUAUGCAGUCAAGCACUGCUGAGUAUUGGACAAGAAAUGGCAUGUAUUAUGCCUCUGGUCUGCAGCGAGAUAAUCACUCUCUCACCCAUCAGAAAAAUAUACCUCGGAUUAUGCCUGCCUCUGAGAAAAGCUCUCGGAAAGGUCAUGCAUUUAAUCGUAUAUUGUGUGCGGACCACAAAUCAAGUCAGCCAUGUAAUGAACUCACAAAAAUUGGCAGUUUUUUGUCUGAAAAAGAUUUGGUGUUGCUAAGAAGAUUUUUGGAAGAUGUUACUGUAAGGGAAAGUUCUUUGUUAGUAAAACAUAUUAAGGAAAAAAUGGAUUCUAAGCAAAUUCAGCUUAUCAUAAAAAAAUUGUGUUCAUAGCAGUUUUUAAUAUGACAUUAUAUUGUUUGUUGCAGACUGCUAACAGUGCACAUAUUACCUAUCAAAUAUUUAUUUUAUAUUCCCAUGUUAAAAUGUGAGUUGAUACUGGAGUUGCAUUUCAUUUGGUUAAAUUUUAACUACAAUUUAGUAAAGUAUGGUAUUGGUAAGAGGGAUCUGAAUGAAAGGUUGUAAGGUUUUCUUAUGUUCUGAACACAUGGGUGGCAUUUUUGCAUGUUGUGACAAAAAAAAAAAAAAAUUGUACAGUACAGUAUUUAGUUUCACCUGUUACCAGGUACUGAAUUACUGUUUUUGUCAGGAACUACAACAUUACUACGCUAGUGUAUUAGAGAAUGAAGUACAAUAAAUUCCUGGUACCUUUAGUAAUAUCAAAUCAUUUUAUGUUUUUGCAAUAAUCAAACAUUAACCACAGUACAGUAAUUGUAAUUCAUUAAGCGUACAAACAUUGUCUAAUACACCUGGCAAUUUGUCAUAUCAGUGGCAAUCUGUUUCUAGUUUUGUCCAAGUUGUACCAGAAGAUUAAGGGUUACAUAAAUAUUAUGUUCACUGUUACUCUGACAUUGAUUACAGAGAGAGUGAGAGAGAGGUAUUAUUCUGUAUAAUAAGGUAAGUGGGAUUGACGUUGUUAUAUAUUGUAAUGUGUACGUUAUGGAUAAUAUAAGCUUGUAUUGAUAAGUGGGUAUGAAGCAAAAUGCACUGCUUUUAGAGCAGGAAAGUAGCAAUUAUGAUGCUAUGACCAACCAAAAAGUUGUAUUUUAUGGCUUUUAGCAAUAAAAUGUUACUGUAAUUUGUAAGCCUCUGGUGGCCCAACAAAUUGCAUUUUCGAACAUGCAUACAGUUGUGAUUUUGCAUGCAUCCAUAUCUUAAAAAAAUGCACAGAGGGCAAUGCAAAAAAAAAAAAAUCAUAGGGGGGGGGUGGGAGGGACAUCAAACCAUCAAUACACAUACUUUGUGGCCUAAGAGGCAAUACUAUAUACAGUACUGCAUACAAUAAUUAAGUUUUCAUACAUUUUACAUGAUUCUUUUGAAUCUGAAUUCGAUCCAUGCAUCCUGCUUGAUAACUUCCUGAUGUAGUACUGCAUAAGUUUUUCCUUGUUAACUCUGUUGUUUAUAUCAAAUACUGGUAGUACUUUACUCCCUCUGGAAACGUUUAUUCUGGUCUCGAGUACAAAUUUCCUCGAACAAUUUUGCUACAUUUAAGUGUUAGAGAUUGAAGAACACUUGAAAAUGCUAAAGCCUUUUUUGAUGAUGUGGCACCAGUUUAUAAAGGUGGAGUGAAUGUAUGAUGUGUUUGUAUAUGGCAACUUAUGAGAAGCACUAUACACAUAGUCUUAUUAAGCAUUAAUUGAUUGAUGAAGAUUAAGACACCCCAGAGGUGGCAUGGCAUGAAUAGUCUGUAAUUAUUAAGCCGUCAGUUUCUGCCGUGCAUGAUGUGUUGGAGGGUAGUAAUGUCGGUUCUUGAUGUCUAGUGAGAAAGCUGGUAAAUGGACAGUUGUCAUAUUUUAAUAUCGUUGGCCUUAUCUUUCUAUAUUUCUAUACUGCCUCCCUAUCUUUAAGGAUUGAGGAGGCAUUACACUGAAGUGGCGUAAUGAUGAUCAGUGGUGGUUCAUGGAAAAAUAGAAUGGGGGAGCGGGGACUGCGUCACAUUGCCAGGUGUAGUGCCAAUAAACCCUACACCAUUGCACGGCAUGAAAUCUCUAUUUUUGUUUCAUUUUUGUGAAAAUUUUCGUACAGUAUAAAUAUAAAAUCCAGCUGGAUUUUCAGUUUUGGCAUUUAUGGCUUCAGCAGUUAUGUGGUUCCAUGGGUUUAUAUCCCUGUGGGUGAAAAAGUAUCUCCUGUUUUCAGUCCUACACUGUGGCUUGUUGAGUUUGAAAUUGCUCCUGUGUGUCUGUGUCACAUCUGACCUUUUGAGGAAAUUGUCUGGAUCAGUAUCUUCUAAAUUGUUCAGUACAGUAAUUUAAAAUUUUCGAUGAGAUCUGCCGUCAUGCCUGGUUUGCUGAUAGAUAUACUGUAUAGUUUAUCUGAGCUUGUCUUUUUCUGUUAGGUUACAAAUAAAAAAAUAUCAUCCAGGCCAAUAUAUUCCUUUGUUCAAUGCUGCUUGCCCUCAUUUGAAUGACCUUAUUCAAGCAAUGAGGCUACAUACUCAGGGCAUUACAGCACUAGAAGCUCCUCAAUGUAGGCUGAUCAAAAAUUUCCCAGAACUUAAUUGCCAUAAAUACAGUACCAGGAUAAUUUGAAAACAAUUAAGAAAUGAUUAGUAUUUCUUGGAAGCUUUUAGCAUACAAAAUAUGAGAAAAAAUAUUUUCUCUGAUAGUUUAUUUCUUUUACAAUGUAUGAUAUUACUGUACAAUAAACAUUUUGCCACAAGCUCAAACUAGCAAGUCACAUUAAAGUAAGAGGUCAACUUUGAAGUACACUUAAAAACACUGAUAAAGACAAAAUGUAGGGGAAAACCUUUUGCACACAGCGGGUGAAUUAAUUAGUCUACUUUCAAAAAGUAGCAUUUUCACUUUAAUGGCAGAUAAUUGAGAUUGUAUCUUCAUAGAACAUAUUUCAGGCUUUCCCCAAUAGGUCUCAAUAUAUUGGUUGCUACAGUUAGAUGAGAAUAUUGGUGUCAUCAUUAUAUAGUAAAUUCCUAAAAAUAUAAUUAAAUACAAAAUGGACACGAGUAUUUUUUGUUAUUAACAUGAAUGAAUUUAAUAGAUUUUGUAUUGGACUAAAUUUUUAGCAUCAAGCCCCACACACACACAAAAAAAAACAACAACAUACAGUUGAAUAUUUAUUCAGGGAUCUAUUUAGAAUGACUUGUUUAACUACACUUACCUUGAAACACAAAGUUGAAAAUACAAUAUUGAAGACUUAACACUUUUCCAAGCAAAAUGUUAUCAAUUCUAACAUACACAGAGCUCAUUGCUUAUAUUGUAUAAGGAAAAUGAGGAUGGAUGACUGCAGGGUUUGGCCAAGGAGUUGCGGGAUUAUGUAAGUCACCCUUUUCCUUUUUUUUUAAGUAUUCAUUUUGCAAGUGGGAAGCAAUGCUGAAUUUUCCUCGAUUUUGCUCAACGCGAUGUUUUAUUUUAUUUUAUCUUUUGAUAUAUACAAGAGUUGUUACAUUAUUGUACAGCCAGUGGUACGCAUAGCAUUUCGGGUAAGUCCUUAAUCCUAUGUUCCCUGGAAUACGACCCCCAGGAAGAAUCAUUUAACAACCAGGUACCCAUUUUAGUGUUGGAUUAAACAGUGGCUACAGUUAAGGAUUUGCAUCCAGUAAAUCCUCCCCGGCCAUGAUACAAACCAAGGACAAAGUGCUCACGGAACGUCAGACGAGCGUCUUACCACUACUCCACGGAGACUGCUGUUUAGAGGCAACGUAAACAUCAUUAGCAACAAUCUACUUUCAACUUGGUUUCUCUUUACACUGUUGUCUGCCUACAUGUAUGUAUGUAUGUAUGUGUGUGUGUGUGUGUGUGGAUUAGAUUGACUGUGUGCAAAGUGUCAUUUAGAAAUGAUUUUGAUGGUAGACUAUUAUAUAUUAGGUUAUAUUGUGUAUGAAAGAGCAGUAGUAGUACAUAUAGUUCUGAUAUCACCCAAUCACACAUAGAUGCUUUUUGUUAACAAUGAAUGUUUAUGUAAAAUAUGUCGUAGUCUUAUGCAAUUGUUGUACAGUACUUUAACAAUAAAUUCUUAUCUAAGAUGUGCAAGAUGUGCAAUAUUUUUCAGUGAUGUUCUAAUUAUCAUAUUGUCAUCAGUGAUUUAGGAUACAAGGAAUGAGUAUUAUUUAUUUUGUAAAAAAAAUGAAAUGGUUAAACAAGAGUUUAAUUAAUUUAUUAUGCACCCCCAGUACCAAUCCUUUGGGUGAUGGUGUAAAAGGUUACAAAGUUUAUUGUAUAUAUCAACAGUGAGUUCAACAACUGGACUAAACAGUCUAAUCUUAGCAAUUUACAUUUGCAAUGAGCUAGUUAUAUCUUAAGGUUAUCUUGAGAUGAUUUCGGGGCUUUAGUGUCCCAGCGGCCCGGUCCUCGACCAGGCCUCCACCCCCAGGUAGCAACCCGUGACAGCUGACUAACACCCAGGUACCUAUUUUACUGCUAGGUAACAGGGGCAUAGGGUGAAAGAAACUCUGCCCAUUGUUUCUCGGCGGCGCUCGGGAUCGAACCCGGGACCACAGGAUCACAAGUCCAGUGUGCCGACCGACUCCCCCGGUUUCACACAAGUUUCACACAAAUUUGUGUGUGUCAUGCACCCCGCACCCACCCAGUGGGCGGCAGUGGAGAGUUUACAAUUACGUGCAUGCUUACGUACAGUAAGCAAAUCUGAGAUAUUUGUUUAAGAUUUUGUUAGUGUAAUGUGUAUAUUAUUUUGAAUUAAAUACUUAAACAUUUCUUGAAAACUUGUGAUAAUUCUAUCUCUAAAUUCUAUGAUUUGUUCAUAUUGUUACACAGUAAUGCAGGGUAUGUGAAUAGUUCUGCUGACAGUUAAAAAACAACAACUGCAAUAUUACCUAAGGCUGUUUGUGUUAUUUAUGGUCAGCACAAUGAGGUAUAUUGACAAUGAAAAUGUGACAUGAAUCUGGUAGCUCAAGAAUUUUGAGUCAAUUUGACUCGAGCUUCACUCCUGCUUGUGACAAUUUUGUAAUUUAUGAAUGUCAAACAUACAUACAUACAUACAUGUAGAUUUAUGUACUUUCAAUUCAAUUGAAUACAUUAAAAUGUAGAUUUGAUAGAACUCAAUAGGCUCCAGAAUCAGAAUCCAGGCUCCAUACAUACAUGCAUACAUUACAUUACAUUACAUUACAUUACAACAUUUUCAUGAAAGUACUUGCUUCAUACAACCUACACCAAAACAUCAGUAUCACAUGACUGACUUACAGCUCAAUUGGUCAGAAUUGAUACAAAAAUGUAUUUAAAAUAUAGUAUGUAUCAAUUUUUUUCAGUUCAUUGAAGGCUAAUUGGAGUUUAAAAUAUGUGCUGUACAAUACUUAAGUCAGUUGGCUAAAUGCUAUUACAGUAUAGUAUAUGCAGGUUGUUAUUAUUCUUAACCAUUGUGCUAAGUUUGUAUGCAAAAUAUUUUUAUAUUUGGUUAUUUAAUGAAAAUAAUUGUUCAGUCAAUUUCAACAAAGAUUUAUUUAAAUUAUUUUUCAGUCAUAAGUACCAAAGAUAUACAGUAAUUGUUAUUAAUUCAUGAAGAUAUAGAAAUACAGUUCAAUCAAACUAAUUAUAUAUACUUAUAACAAGAAAGUGAUUGUCUUUAAUCCCUUGUUUAACCACAUUUUAUACUUUUUUAUUCAUAUUGUGUAUAAAAUUAAUAUAAACUAUUGUAAAUUACUUAAUUCUUAGACAUGGAAGCAGUACUUUGCCACAAAAUGUACUCGAAGUGCUCUGAUACCCUUUGUGGAAAUACUGUAUAGACAAUUGUGAUCUAAUUGCAUCAUCUCUUUACUUUGAGCACAACACAACAGCAAGUGUCUUUCAAGUAUUCUUUUAUGAAAUUCUGUACUACUAAAUUUGCUCUUGAUUCCAGUAUCUGACAUUGAUAUUAGUCCAGUAUCUGACAUUGAUACUAGAAAUUUGGAGAAUAAAAUAAUCAUUGAGAACUGUACUGUAUCACUGUUCAUUUGAGAUGCAGAUUUCAUUUAAGAAUAUUUUUUUGUUGUAUAUAUGGAAAGAAAGUUGUAUACAUUUCCCUGACUUGUAUGACAGUGCCUGUAGAAGCCAUGUGUUCAGUUGUUGCUCAAUUAUAGAAAUAUUUCCAAAAACUUUAGUUUUAACGCCAUGUCUGAUGAGUAGUCAUAUAUUAGAAUGAUUUAACAAGGUUCCACUGUUACAGUAUCAAAUACUGAAUGUGUUAGAUGUUUUGCAAGAUUGUUUAUAACAUUAAAGCUUCUGCUUUAAAA
Procambarus clarkii (red swamp crayfish) is the source of this 8909-nucleotide messenger RNA. The record is from RefSeq and is a predicted model, not a curated record. NCBI's taxonomy places the organism in Eukaryota, Metazoa, Arthropoda, Malacostraca, Decapoda, Cambaridae.